Emys orbicularis (European pond turtle) is the source of this 1968-nucleotide messenger RNA. RefSeq names its product calcium voltage-gated channel auxiliary subunit beta 2 (gene CACNB2). Gene Ontology annotation, molecular function: protein binding; voltage-gated calcium channel activity. Gene Ontology annotation, biological process: calcium ion transmembrane transport. Bases 1 to 1968 code for a protein of 655 amino acids. The transcript has 14 exons. The record is from RefSeq and is a predicted model, not a curated record. Gene Ontology annotation, cellular component: voltage-gated calcium channel complex. NCBI's taxonomy places the organism in Eukaryota, Metazoa, Chordata, Testudines, Emydidae.
AUGGUCCAAAGCGACAUGUCCAAAUCGCCUCCCACUCCAGCGGCGGCGGCGCAGGAGCUGCAGAUGGAGCUGCUGGACAACCCCCCACCCGCCGCAACAGCAGCGCAGUGUUACGGAAAAGGCGCUAGAAGAAAAAACCGAUUUAAAGGAUCAGAUGGGAGUACGUCUUCUGACACUACCUCUAAUAGUUUUGUACGUCAGGGUUCGGCGGACUCCUACACUAGCCGUCCAUCUGAUUCAGAUGUAUCUCUGGAGGAAGACAGGGAGGCAGUGCGGAGAGAGGCAGAGCGGCAGGCCCAGGCACAGCUGGAAAAAGCAAAGACAAAACCUGUUGCAUUUGCAGUCCGGACUAAUGUCGGCUAUAGUGCAGGACAUGAUGAUGACGUCCCAGUUCCAGGCAUGGCCAUUUCAUUUGAAGCAAAAGAUUUUCUUCAUGUUAAAGAAAAGUUUAACAAUGACUGGUGGAUAGGACGGUUGGUAAAAGAAGGCUGUGAAAUAGGAUUCAUACCAAGUCCAGUCAAAUUAGAAAACAUGAGGAUACAGCAUGAACAAAGGGCAAAACAAGGAAAAUUCUACUCCAGUAAAUCAGGAGGAAAUUCAUCAUCCAGUUUGGGUGACAUAGUCCCUAGUUCCAGAAAAUCAACGCCUCCAUCAUCUGCUAUAGACAUAGAUGCCACUGGCUUAGAUGCAGAAGAAAAUGAUAUUCCAGCAAACCAUCGCUCCCCCAAACCCAGUGCAAACAGUGUAACAUCACCCCACUCCAAAGAGAAAAGAAUGCCCUUCUUUAAGAAGACAGAGCACAUCCCUCCCUAUGAUGUAGUGCCUUCUAUGCGACCAGUAGUUUUAGUGGGGCCUUCCUUGAAGGGAUAUGAGGUGACAGAUAUGAUGCAAAAAGCAUUAUUUGAUUUUUUAAAACACAGAUUUGAAGGGCGUAUAUCAAUCACACGGGUCACAGCAGACAUCUCGCUUGCCAAACGCUCCGUAUUAAAUAAUCCUAGUAAGCAUGCGAUAAUAGAACGGUCCAACACAAGAUCAAGCUUAGCUGAAGUUCAGAGUGAAAUUGAACGGAUAUUUGAAUUAGCAAGGACAUUGCAGCUGGUAGUACUUGAUGCCGAUACCAUUAAUCAUCCAGCUCAACUAAGUAAAACCUCUCUGGCUCCCAUUAUAGUAUAUGUAAAGAUUUCUUCUCCCAAGGUUUUACAGAGGCUAAUAAAAUCUCGAGGGAAAUCUCAGGCUAAACACCUUAAUGUUCAAAUGGUGGCAGCUGAUAAACUGGCUCAAUGUCCUCCAGAAAUGUUUGAUGUAAUUCUGGAUGAGAACCAGCUUGAAGAUGCCUGUGAGCACCUGGCUGACUAUCUGGAAGCCUAUUGGAAGGCCACCCAUCCUCCUUGCAGCAAUCCUCCCAACCAGCUCCUCACUCGCACACUUGCUACAGCCACUCUUCCUAUCAGCCCAGGUCCAAACAUAAAUUUACAGGGCUCUCAAGGAGAUCAGAGGAAUGACCAUUCAGCCCCAGAACGAACUGGCUCACAAGUUGAAGAGGAAGCACGGAUUGAACCCACGAAGAAAUUUCCACAUCGUUCAUCUUCCUCAGCACAACACCAUAACCAUCGCAGUGGUGUUAGCCGAGGCCUGUCUAGGCAAGAAACGUUUGACUCAGAAACCCAAGACAGCAGAGAUUCAGCUUACAUAGAACCAAAGGAAGAGUAUUCACAUGAGCAUGGUGACCACAAUGAUUCUCACAGGGAUCACAGUCAUAGAGACGAGUCACAUGGGAGCAGUGAUCACAGACAUAGGGAAUCAAGGCAUCGCUCAAAGGAAAGGGACCGAGAGCAGGACCACAAUGAAUGCAACAAACAACGCAGUCGUCAUAAAUCAAGGGACCAAUAUUGUGACAAGGAUGGGGAAGUGAUAUCUAGAAAACGCAAUGACACAGGAGACUGGAACAGGGAUGUAUACAUCCGCUAG